Messenger RNA from Galendromus occidentalis (western predatory mite), 1108 nucleotides. RefSeq lists its product as uncharacterized. The transcript is spliced from 5 exons. The coding region runs from base 263 to 1108 and encodes 281 amino acids. Lineage: Eukaryota; Metazoa; Arthropoda; Arachnida; Mesostigmata; Phytoseiidae. The record is from RefSeq and is a predicted model, not a curated record.
CACUCGGACAUGCACGCUGUCGACAUGGCUCACGUCUUGAGGUGCCAAGACUGCAGAGCCGGGACACUCUCCAGAGGGCAAAUUUUGAGUUUCGAGUGUCGGAAGCCGGAGAUCGGAAAACUACCACCGAUUCAAUCCAGUGGCAAAAUCUCGCGAUCUUCCUCCAUCUAGUUCUCCACGCCUCAGUGUAAUUAUUGGGCGUGGGUUCCUCCAACCCCAGCAGGUUACGAAGAUUGCGAGCGACUCCAGCUAUGGUAGAGUGAUGAUUAAUCAAUGUAACUCCGAAGACAGCCAGCUGUAUGGUAAUCGUCAGCUGAAGAAAAUCUACAAUUUACCCCAACGUCGACUGAAUCGCGAAGUUCCCAGACUCAUCGCUCAGCCUCAGUUCCCGGAGCAACAUCCUCAUUAUUCUUUCAACAGUCAGGGCGGUCCGCCGUACUCGAACCCUGUCAUGGAUCACCUGACCCUGGCUUUCGAUCAAGCCAUCCAGAAUCUUGGUAUCUUCCUGGACACAUUGACGGCUCCACCGACGGCUCCGCAUUCAGUUCAGAUGGGGAUCGCCGGAAUGAACACGGUCAUAAUCGACUACCUUAAUCUCCUCGAAGCUUGCUGCGUCAAUCAUCCAAUGCUGAAAAGCAAAAUCCAAAUGAUUACGCAGAAGCUGGUCGCUCUACAAAACACGGGGAGCCUGCCCUCGAAUCAGGGAGGGACCAUGGCCGCGUUCUCAUUCCCUCAGCAAGCAAGACCUGCACCCAAUCCAUGCUCGAUGAUGGUGCCGGGAUCUCCGAUGAUGGCGCCGGUUCCCAAUGUUCUGCCGCCUCACGUUCCCGGCUGUUACGGUGCCAUCGGUAUGAGCCCUCCGCACAUGAACCGCUCUCGCCAGACCCAGAUGCCGAUGGAUCCGAAUCGAGGGAAUUCCGGGUUCCGGACCAGCAUGGGUCACCCUACAUUCCUGCCGAGUUCUCCUUUGGAGUUCUAUCCGACCCCAAAUCCAAGUCCGCCGCUGAAUGUGCACCCCAGCUUCCUCAUGAGCGACUGCGUGACUGGAUUCUCGUCGAAUAAGCCCAACGAAGCCAAUGUGGCCAGCGCGGGUCAUCAAAUCAUUUAG